UUCCGAGACUGGUGAAGGGAAGGAACGGAACUGUACGCGCGCGGUGCGGUUGCGACCGAGGAGCGUACGAAGAACGGCUCCCGCGAGCGAGCGAGCGAGUCCGUUGCCGCAUUGGCGCAAAUUUCGGUUUGUUUUACGCCGGUUUACGUGAGAAAGAGAGAGAGAGAGAAAGAGAGAGAAAGACGCUCUCUUUCUAUCCGCACGCAACGUACAGACGCAGCAGUGAAGCGUGCACGCUCGCGCGCGCCGUUGACGUGCGUCGCUUUCGAAUACACAAUUCGAGAGUAUACGUAAAUAUAAAAAAAAAGGAAGAAUAACAGCGAGACGUACAGUGCGCGAGUGUGUGAUAACGAGCGAGACAGAGAAGAUAGAGAAAGAGGGAGAGAAAGGAAUUUCGGGCGUUCGUAGUGGGUGCUUCGUUUCUUCUGGUGGAUUUCUCUGGUGAUACGUGGUGUCACGGUGAUCCUCCGAUAGCGAGCGAAGGAGAGCCGUUGAUAGCGCCAGAUUUCGGAUACUUGGCGAACGCACCUACUAAACAGCUAAGCGACAAGGGGCGCAGUAUGUGCCCGGCGCUGGGCCAAGCGCCGCACCCCAAGGAAGGAUUCGCAAUUUUGAAUACGACUCCACAUAUCCACCAACGAGAGCCGACAGAUACAGGGGCGGUCCGCAGAUACAAAAGAGAAUGACUCAGAGGGAAGACGUUCUAAAGUUCGAGCAGGGCCGCAUCAAGGCCCUGCAGGAGGAACGGUUGCACAUCCAAAAGAAGACGUUCACCAAAUGGAUCAACUCGUUUCUGUUGAAGGCGCGUAUGGAGGUGGACGAUUUGUUCACCGAUCUCGCGGAUGGCAAGAAGCUGCUCAAAUUGUUGGAGAUCAUCUCCGGCGAACGAUUGGCCAAGCCCAACAACGGACGCAUGCGAGUUCACAAAAUCGAGAACGUAAACAAGUCUCUGGCGUUCCUCCAUACCAAGGUUCGUCUCGAGAGUAUUGGCGCGGAGGAUAUCGUGGACGGUAAUCCUAGACUGAUCCUUGGUCUUAUCUGGACUAUCAUUCUGCGCUUCCAAAUUCAAGAGAUCGAGAUCGACGUGGACGAGGAGAAUGACAGCAGCGAGAAAAAGUCUGCCAAAGAUGCACUGUUACUCUGGUGUCAGAGAAAAACGAAUGGCUAUCCUGGCGUCAACAUACAGGACUUCACCGGGUCCUGGAGAAGUGGUCUUGGUUUUAACGCUCUCAUACACGCUCACAGACCGGAUUUGGUCAAUUGGUCGGAAUUGCAGCAGAACAGAAACAUCGAUAAUCUCAAUUAUGCCUUCGACGUCGCGAACUCGGAACUCGGCAUACCGCGACUAUUGGAUGCGGAAGACGUGGACACCGCCAGGCCGGACGAGAAGUCGAUUAUCACCUACGUCGCGUCUUACUACCACACGUUCGCCAGGAUGAAGAACGAGAUAAAGAGCGGCAAGAGAAUAGCGAAUAUCGUCGGCCAGAUGAUGGAUGCUGACAAAAUGAAGGUUCACUACGAGAAGCUGACGAGCGACCUGCUGGAAUGGAUCAAGAUGAAGAUCGAGGUGCUGGAGAGCCGUAGUUUCCCGAACUCGCUUGAGGGUAUCCAACGGGAGCUGCUGGCCUUCAAGCAAUAUCGAACAGUGGAGAAGCCGCCCAAGUACAAGGAACGAUCAGAGAUAGAAGCACUGUAUUUCCACAUAAAUACUCAGCUGAAGUCCCUGAACCAGCCGGCAUUCACUCCGCAAGAAGGACAGCUGAUCCAUGAUAUCGAAAGGAACUGGGUGGAGCUGGAGAGCGCGGAACACCGUCGUGAGGUUGCCCUGAGAACCGAACUUCUACGGCAAGAGAGGCUCGAACAACUCAACUACAAGUUCGAACGAAAAAGCGUGCUCAGAGAAGGCUACCUAAAAGAAAUGAUCCAGGUGUUGACCGAUCCAAGGUACGGCAGCAACUUGGCGCAGGUGGACGCCACGGUGAAGAAGCACGAGGCCAUCAGCGCCGACAUUUUAGCGCGCGAGGAACGCUUUCACGAUCUGACGAAUAUGUCUGAAGAGCUCGUUCGUGAAAAUUACCACGGCUUAGAGAGAGUCCGCAGCAGGGAACAGGAGGUGUUGCAAAGAUGGAAAGAGUUGCUGGCUCUGCUGGACCAUCAUAAGUCCAAUCUGGUUGCCUUGUGCUCACUAAUGAGCUUGAUGCGGGAGAUUGACACGACGUUGGCUUCGAUCCAAGAGCUCCAACUGAACUUUCAGAGCACCGAUGUGGGCCCACAUCUACUGGGAGUGGAAGAUCUGUUGCAGAAGCACAGUCUGCAGGAACUGCAGGUGACAGCUCUGGGUGAGAGUCAAAGGAGACUCGGCAGACAAGCCACUCAACACCUGGCGCAGCCGCAGAGCAAGGAAGCGCCGAUGUUACAGCAAAAGUUGGAAUUGCUGAACAGUACCUACGAUGAGUUAUUGGAGAACAGUAAAGAGCGCAAGGCUCGGUUGGAAGACGCCAGGAACUUCUUCCACUUCCUUCAGGACCACGAGGAUGAGGAGUCGUGGUUGGUUGAGAAGCAGCGGAUCUGUAAGGCCGGUAUAUCCGCUAAAGACCUACGAGCAGUGAUCUCGCUGCAGCAGAAGCAUAAGGCUCUGCAAGAUGAGAUGAAGGUGCGCAGGCCCAAGUCCGAGCAACUCUGCGACACUGGCAGGAAACUGAUAGCUGACAAUCAUCCGUCGGCACUAGAGAUACAGAACCGAAUAGAUUCACUGCAGGAACACUGGAGGGUUUUGGAAGAACUGGCAGCGUUGAGGAAAAAGCAAUUGGACGACGCGGCCGAAACGUUCCAAUUUUAUGCCGACGCGAACGAGGCCGACUCGUGGAUGAACGAAAAAAUGACGCUGGUAGCUUCGGAAGACUACGGAGUGGACGAGCCGAGCGCUCAAGCUUUGUUGCAAAGACACAAGGACCUAGAAGGCGAACUGAAUGCGUAUAAAGGCGACGUGCAGUCGCUAAACACGCAAGCGGAGAAACUCAUCAAAUCCGGAAUUUCCACUCUGGAGCUAACUGCCGAUCCGGAACCGGUCGCCGAGCUCGAGCAAGAAGAGUGGAGCAAGGAAAUAAGGCUGGUACCACAAGACGAGUGGGUGGAUGAGGUGGUCGAACGACUGGAACCGAGAACCGUUCACGAGGACAGAUUAGUGCCACAGGUGAAGAGUCUGUAUCCAUUCAAUGGUCAAGGUAUGCACAUGGUAAAGGGUGAGGUGAUGUUCUUGAUGAGUAAGACGAAUCCUGAUUGGUGGAGCGUGAGGAAGACCGAUGGUACAGAUGGAUUCGUGCCAGCUAACUACGUUCGCGAAAUUGAACCGAAAGUCGUACAGGUACAAGUACGAAGACCCGAGAAAGUCAAGGUUACUCAACGGGUGAAGAAGACGAAGAUGGUGAAACAGGUGGUGCCGGUCCGGCGAUUGAAGUCCAUCAAGUCCACCGUAAAGCCGAUCAAGCGGAAAACAGUGAGCGACGGUGACAGUGUGGAGAAGCGACAGAAGAAGAUUAACGAUACCUACGGCGAGCUGCAGGAACUCGCUGUGAAGCGUCAUGCGUUAUUGGAGGAUGCCAUCAGGCUUUAUGGUUUUUAUCGAGAAUGCGACGACUUCGAGAAAUGGAUCAAAGACAAAGAAAAAAUGUUGAGAGUCGACGAUCCUCGCGAUAACGUCGAGACAGCGAGAAGGAAGUACGAGAAGUUCCUGACGGAUCUGUCGGCGUCUGGAAAACGAGUGGAGGCUAUAGAUACCGCAGUAGACGAAUUCGUUCGUCAGGGUCAUAGUCAGCUGGACAAAGUCAAGGCUAGACAGAAGCACAUUCAUCAGUUGUGGGAUCAUCUGAACUGGCUGAAGACACAAAAAGAAAAAAGUUUGGAAGGUGCAUCCAGCGUCGAGUUGUUCAACAGAACCUGCGAUGAGGCUCACGAUUGGAUGCUGGAAAAGAUUACCCAGCUAGACACUGCUGAGCUGGGACCUGACUUGAAGACUGUGCAGGCUCUGCAGAGGAGACAUCAGCAUCUGGAGCGCGAACUGGCACCAGUCGAGGAGAAAGUGCGAAAAGUAGAUUUGUUAGCGAAUAGCGUAAAAAAUUCAUACCCACAUGAACUCAAUAAUGUCAACGCAAGACAAAACGAGAUUAAGGAGCUUUGGAACAAAGUCCAAACGAAGGCCAAAGAACGAAGAUCCCGUUUAGAAGACGCAGUUGGUCAACAGAUAUUCAUGAACAGCUCGAAGAACUUGAUCAACUGGGCCACGGACAUACAAGAAACGAUGAAAGCUGAAGAGCCCGUGAGAGACGUCGCUACGGCCGAACAGCUCAAGAAACAGCACAUGGAACUCGGAGAAGAAAUACGUACCAAAGAAGACGAAUUCCGUGAAGUUGAAGACCUCGGUAACCAAUUGUUGCGUCGCAACCAGAGCUUGGCGGAUGUGCGCGAACGUCUGGACAAGCUAAACGGAUUGUAUUCAGCUGUGACAUCCGACUGGAUGGCCAAGGAGGAAUGGCUACGACAAUGCUUGGAAUUGCAGCAAUUUAAUCGGGAAGCAGAUCAAAUUGAAGCUACUACCAGCUCUCAUGAGGCUUUUCUCGAGUUCACAGAUUUGGGAGAAUCUCUGGAUGACGUCGAAGCAUUACUGAAGCAACAUGGCAAAUUUGAGAAUACUCUGCACGCGCAAGAUGACAGAUUGAAGGCGUUCAGUGAUACUGCCGACAAAUUGAUCGCUCACAACCAUUAUGAUAAAGAUUAUAUCAACGAAAGAAGAAACCAAGUACUAGCGCGUCGCAUGGCAGUGAAAGACGCCGCUCAGCGCCGAAGAGCAGCCUUGAAAGCAUCCGAACAUUACCAGCAGUUCUCAGCCGAAGUGGAUGACUUGCGCGACUGGUUGGGUGACAAGAUGAAAACCGCGGCCGACGAAAGUUACCGUGAUUUAAAUAAUCUCGAACGCAAACUGCAGAAACACGAGGCCUUCGAACGGGAAUUACGCGCCAAUGAAGGACAACUGAGAGCAGUCAAUAAGGCUGGCAAAGCGUUGAUAUCCGAAGAGAAUUAUAGAUCAGAUGAUGUCGGAGAGACAUUGAAGGACCUAAAUAAUCAAUGGGAUCAACUAGUGGCAUUAUCACUAGAAAAAGGUCGCAGAUUACGACAAGCAGCCUCGCAACACGGAUAUAAUCGCACCAUGGAAGAUGCCAGAUUGAAGCUGGAAGAGAUUGAGAGUUGUUUGCAGAGUAAACAAGUCGGUGCGGACUUGCGCAGCUGCAAAGAGUUAUUGAAGAAACACCAGACUCUGGAGAGCGACAUGUGCCAGUGGGAGCAGAAAGUGGACGACCUCGUAGCCAUGGGUCAAGAGAUGGCACACGAGGGUCACUUUGACGCAGUGAAUAUCCUGAAAAGUAGUCAAGCCACGCAGAAGAAAUUCCGUAGCCUGAAAGAGCCCGCUAAGAAACGACGAGAAGCACUGGAGGAAAGUUUGCGUUUCCACAAAUUCGGCUUCGAAUUGGACGCAGAGCUGCAAUGGAUCAAGGACCAUUUACCGCAAGCAUCCUCGACAACUCUUGGACAGAACUUGCACCAAGCACAGACCUUGCACAAGAAGCACAAGAAACUGGAGGCAGAGAUCGCCGGUCACCAGCCCAUGAUAGACAAGACACUGGCUUCUGGGCAGACGCUCAUCGAUCAGGCGCACCCGGAAAGAAAGAAGAUCCAAGAACUCUGCGAUGUCCUGGAUGAUGCAUGGAAAGACUUGCAAGAUAAAGCAGGAGACCGUAGCAAAGCAUUGGACUUGUCUCUAAAAGCGCAAGAAUUCUUCUUCGAGGCUGGCGAGGUUGAGAGCUGGCUUAACGAGAAGAACGACGUGUUGAGUUCAACCGAUUACGGUAGAGAUCGUGAUGCCGCCACGAAACUACUAACGAAGCACAAGGCUGUGGAACUCGAAUUAGACACAUACAACGGCAUCGUGACCGAAAUGGGACACACCGCUGCCACAAUGAUAAACUCGAAGCAUCCUGACAGCAAGGCAAUAGCGAACAAGCAACAAGCGAUCGUCCAACAAAUACGCGCUCUGCAACGGCUGGCUACUGUUAGACAACAACGUUUAAUGGAGAGCAUGUAUCGUCAUGAAUAUUUCCUAGAAAGUAGGGAAUUGGAGCAAUGGAUCAAAGAGCAAGAACAGGCAGCCGCAUCAGAGGAUUACGGGCAGGAUUACGAGCACCUGCUGAUACUGCAAGCGAAAUUCAAUGACUUCAAACAUCGAAUAGAGGCUGGCUCCGAGAGAUUCAAUCAGUGCGAAGACCUAGCUAGAAAACUCAUUGCGAAUGAGAGUCCUUACAUCCAGGACAUCGAGAAACGUCAAGAGCAAUUAGGACACGACGAAGACGAUCCAGUACUUCAAGUACGAGAUCAACACGCGAUAAUGCAAGAAUCAUGGCAACAUUUACUGGGUCUUAUUCGAAAUCGUGAGCAGCGAUUACAAGCGGCUGGCGAAAUUCAUCGGUUUCAUCGCGAUGUAGCGGAUGCGCUGUCACGGAUACAAGAGAAGGAAGCUGCAUUACCGGAAGAUCUGGGUCGUGAUUUAAAUUCUGUUCUGGCGUUGAUUAGGCGACAUGAGGGAUUCGAGAACGACCUGGUCGCAUUGGAGGCUCAGCUGCAGGUCUUAGUGGAGGAUGCGUCCAGAUUACAAGCUCAUUAUCCUGGAAACAAUGCUGUGCAUAUCCAACAACAACAACAUAUCGUUGUUGAUCACUGGGAAGAACUGAAGGAAAGAUCUGCUCAUCGGAGAGAUCAAUUGCAGGCUAGUUGCGAUCUGCAACGAUUUUUUACUCAGGUAAGAGACUUGAUGAAUUGGGCAGCGGGACUCCGCGCUACGAUGUCGACGGAGGAGAAGGUUCGAGACGCAGCCAGCGCACAAACCUUAAAGGCAGAGCAUGAGGCUCUGAAAGGAGAAAUUGAAGCGAGAGAAGACAGUUUCGGCUCGGUGCUGGAUCUCGGGGAGGCGAUGGUGCAGACUGGUCACUAUGCCGCUACGGAGGUCGAAGAGAAGUGCAAUCAACUGUUGGACGAGCGACAGAAGCUGCACACCGCUUGGCAACAGAAAAAGGUGCACUUGGAUCAACUAAUCGAUUUGCACUUUUUUUUACGAGAUGCCAAACAGCUCGACAAUCUGUCCAGUACUCAAGAGGCCGCGCUGAGCGGCGACAACUUUGGGGUUUCAGUCGAAGAGGUGGACGCGCAAGUGAAGAAACACAACGAAUUUGAGAAGCUGCUGGUCACGCACGAAGAAAAGCUGACGGCUCUGCAGGAACAUGGGGACAAGCUGUUGGCGCAGAAUCAUUUCGACUCGCCAACGAUCGCCAAAAGACUGAGCGAGGUUGUGCAAAGACGCGCGAGGAUUCGAGACUUGUGUGACGCGCGAAGAAAACGAUUAGAGGCCAGUCUGUUACACGCUCAGUUCGUGAGGGACGUGGGCGAGGCUGAAUCAUGGAUAGGCGAGAAGCAGAAAAAACUGGAAGCGGAAGCAUCGAAGGGCGAAGUAUCCAGCCUGGAAGACAAGAUCAAGAAACUGCAGAAACACCAGGCGUUCCAAGCCGAGCUGGCAGCGAAUCAAGGCAGAAUCGAGGAAAUCAAAGCGAAAGGAGAGACGUUACUGGCGCAGAAGCAUCCGGCGAGCGCGGAAAUCCAUCAGCAACUGGAAUAUUUGCAUGCAUCCUGGAGAAAGUUACUGCUAGAAUCUGGAAAUCGAGGCAGAGGUUUGGAAGAAGCCCAGGAUAUCUUGGAAUUUAAUAAUCAAGUGGAGAAAAUUGAAGCCUGGAUCAGAGACAAGGAAAUGAUGGUUCAAGCUGGCGAUACCGGAAAAGAUUACGAACACUGCUUGAGUCUUCAGAGGAAACUUGAUGAUGUAGACAGCGACAUGCGAGUGGAUGAUUCCAGAAUAAAGACGAUCAAUGCUUUGGCAGACAAGCUUAUAAAACAGGGUCGCGAUAACGAAUCGAAGACGAUUCAACAACGUCGCGAUAACUUUAAUAAUAAAUGGAAAGGAUUGCAAGGCGCGCUGAGUACAUAUCGCGAAACGUUGGCGGGUGCGUUGGAAAUCCAUCUUUUCAACCGAGAUAUCGACGACACGAGCCAAAGAGUUAUUGAGAAAUCUGUGGCUAUGAACACGAGCGACACGGGGAAAGAUUUACCUGCCGUCGAACAGUUGCAGAGGAAGCAGGAGGCUAUGGAACGAGACAUGACUGCUAUAGAAGGUAAAUUGAAAGAGCACAGAACGGAAGCGCGAAACUUGUCACACAAGUAUCCGGAUAAGGCGCCGGAAAUAAAUGGGAUACUAUCCGAGCUUCAAUCCAAUUGGGAUGAUCUGCAGCGGCUAACCCGACAUCGUCGUGAUGCUCUCAAUCGAGCCUACACGUUGCACAAGUUCCAAGCUGACCUACACGAAUUAGACAUUUGGGUGGUCGACACUAUCAAACGUAUGGACGAGUCCGAACCACCGACUACCAUAUCCGAAGCCGAGGCUGUGCUGGAAUUACACCAAGAGAGGAAAGCGGAGAUCGAUGGUCGACAAGAUAUAUUCAAGGGUUUGAAGGAACAUGGCCAGAAGCUCCUGUCGAUCGACGAGGACGUCAAAGACAAUCUCGAGCAUUUGGAGGAACUCAGACAAACUUUAGUACACGCGUGGGAUGAUCGUAGACAAAAAUUAACACAAGCACAUCAGUUGCAGCUAUUCAAGGAACAAGCCGAUCAAGCUGACAGCUGGCUAGCAACAAAAGAAGCUUUCCUCAAUAAUGACGAUCUCGGCGAUUCGCUGUCGGGUGUCGAGACGUUGCUGCGUAAGCACGAGGAAUUCGAGAAAAUGUUGGCGUCUCAAAUGGGACGCAUCGAGGAGCUGGAGAAAUUCGCCAACGAUAUCCUGUCGCAGCAACACGCGGAUGCAAACAUAAUAAAGCAACGGCUCAACUCGGUCUGCAGCAGAAGAGACAAGUUAAAGAACAGCGCGACAGCCAGAAGAAGAAAGCUACUGGAGAGCCACCAUUUACAUCAGUUUCUCAGAAACAUAUACGAAGUGGAAGGCUGGCUACAUCAAAAACAGCAGGUAGCGAGUGAUGAGAAUUACAGGGACUCCUCGAAUCUGCAGAGCAAGAUUCAGAAACACGCCGCAUUUGAGAGUGAACUGAUGGCGAACAAGGGUAGAAUCAGUGCAGUGGUCAACGAAGGCGAGGCCCUUAUUGAAGAGGAUCACUAUGCCUCAAAGGAGAUACAGGAACGUUUGGACGACUUGGAAGCGCAGUGGCGUCUCUUACAGGAGACUAGUGAGCUGAAGAAGAACCGGCUGAACGACGCAUACCAGGCCUUACUGUUCGGCCGUAGUCUGGACGAGUUCGAGACGUGGAUGGAUGAGGUAGAGACUCAGUUGCAAUCGGAAGAUCAUGGCAAGGAUCUCUCGAGCGUGGCGAAUUUACUGAAGAGACAUACUAACCUGGAGAAUGACGUACUAGGUCACAACGAGGCGUGUGAAUACAUUAAAGAUACCGCCGCAAGUUUCCAGAAAUCGAAUCAUUUCAUGUGUGACGAGAUUCAGGACAGAGCGUUAGUUACGAUCAACAGGUACCAUAGUCUUCAGGAACCGAUACAAAUACGCAGGGAUAAUUUGGAGGAUGCGAAGUUACUGCAUCAAUUCGCGAGAGACGUUGAGGAUGAGCUGCAUUGGCUGUCGGAGAAAGAACCGUUGGCUGCGAGCAACGAUUUGGGGAACUCCCUGACAACAGUGCAACGAUUACAGAAAAAACACCAUGCAUUAGAGGCGGAACUAUUGUCCAGAGAGCCUGUGGUAGCUUCUUUGGUUAGUAGAGCAACCGUGAUGAUCAGAAGUGGACAUUUCGCGGCAGACAAGAUUGAAAAGUUGUCCCAGGAAUUACAACAAAAAUUAUCACACCUACGAGACUUGGCGAGUGUCAGAAAAUUGAGAUUGCUUGACGCUGUAGAAUCGCAAAUGUUUUACGCGGAAGCCGCGGAAGCUGAACAGUGGAUCAGGGAGAAACAUCCACAACUAACGUCAAACGAUCACGGCAAGGACGAAGACUCCGUUCAGUCUUUAUUGAAGAAAUUAGAGGGCAUCGAGCGCGAUUUGUCCGGUUUCGAGAAUACGAUUGACAACUUGAAGAAGCUUUCACAUGGUCUAGUGGAGAGGCAUCAUUUCGACAGUAAGAAUAUCGCACAAAAACAAGCGGAUAUCGAGAUGAAGUUCAAAGAGUUGCAGAAACUGAAGGAACAUCGAUUGCAGAGAUUAUCGGAGAGCGAAAAGUUCUACAAAUUUAUUAGGCAGGCAGACGAGGUAAUCGAAUGGAUUGGAGAUCAAACAACGGUCGCUGCAUCGGAGGACUAUGGACGCGAUGUAGAACACGUGGAACUGCUGAUCCAGAUAUUCGACAACUUCUUAGCCGGUUUAACGACCAGCGAAGGUCGCGUAUCGGCCGUGCUCGAUGCUGGUCAAAGACUGAUAGAGCAGAACAAUCCGGAGAAAAGCAAAAUACUUGUAAAAAUCGACGAGACAAAACAACAGUGGGAGGACCUAAAAGAAUUAGCGAACGCUCGACAAGAGGCAUUGGCGGGUGCCAAGCAAGUUCAUAUGUUUGACAGAACGGCCGAUGAGACGAUCUCUUGGAUACAGGAGAAAGAAGCCACCCUCAGUUCAGAUGGCUACGGCCACGAUCUGGAAACGAUUCAGGCGUUGGUGAGGAAGCAUCAAGGAUUUGAGACCGAUCUAGCGGCUGUGAAGGAGCAAGUGGAAUGUCUAAUGGUAGAAGCGUCCAGGUUGAUCGAGCUGUUCCCAGACGCACGUAUACACAUCGACGUGAAACAUCAGGAAGCAGAAAAUGCCUGGGGCGAAUUGCUGGAAAAAGCAGCGCAGAGAGGAAGCAAACUGGCCCAAGCUGAACAAUUACAGGCGUAUCUGGGCGAAUACAGGGAACUGAUGUCCUGGAUAAACGAGAUGGUGGCCAAGGUGACGGCACCGGAGUUAGCACGGGACGUUCCCGGCGCCGAGGCACUGAUAUCCAGGCACAAUGAGUACAAGUCGGAAAUUGACACGCGUCAUGAAGCCUUCGAGAAGUUCUACAAGACCGGCCAAGAGCUAAUUGAGCAAGGGCAUUUCUUGGCAAAGGAAAUCGAGGACAAGAUAUCAGUAUUGCAGCAACGCCAGCAGAUCUUAAAGGACACGUGGCAGCAAAGGGGACUCAUUUAUGAACAAAAUUUGGAUACGCAGCUAUUCAAGAGAGAUGCUGAGACUCUAGAAAACUGGAUAGUCAGUAGGGAACCGAUGCUGCAGGAUGGAAAAUUCGGAGAGAGCAUUCCACAAGUGGAAGAGUUGAUAAGGAAGCACGAUGAUUUCGAGAAGACUAUAGAGGCGCAGGAAGACAGAUUCAGCGCACUCAAGCGAAUAACGAUGCUUGAAAAAGCUUUCCAAAAGCAACAAGAAGCAGAAAUCGCAGCUCGUCAAGCGGAAAAAGAGCGUGUGGAACGUGCUAGGAUCGAGGAACGAAAACGCAAAGAAGUACAGAGAAUAACAGAAGAACGGAAACGUGAAGAGGAACGUAGACGAUUGUUGGAUAAUUCUCAUCGCACGCAACACGACGAAGUUAACGGCUCCGUCGAUGAACAUGAAUCUGUGAAUAUAUUAUCGCCAUUAAAGGGCGCUACUGCUUCCGAAAUAGCAGAAUCUGCGACACCUCAGAAACCGCAUGGCAUAUCGCACAUGUUUGGUGAAAAAUUAAGACGAGCGACUUCGGAUAUCAAGAGGGCUGAGAGCAUGAAAGUUGAUACGAAAAAACCAAAACGAACCCCGAGCUUCACUACCAGACGAAGAACGCAAAGCUUCAGGAAACUGCAACGGAUGGAGAACAUGGACGCCCUACGGCCGGUUGAGAUUCAAGGUCUUCUCGAGCGAAAACACGAGCUUCAAAGUGCCGGUAAAAAGGCAGCCGUGCGAUCAUGGAAGCAAUACUACACCGUACUGUGUGGACAACUGCUGUGCUUCUUCAAGGAUAUAGAGGAUUUCUCAUUAAGCAAAGCGGCUACUGCCCCGAUAACCAUUUUUAAUGCCAUAUGUGAGAAAGCAGACGAUUACACAAAAAAGAAGAACGUAUUCCGGCUGAAGUGCACGGACGGCUCGGAAUUUUUAUUCUUAGCGCCGAGCCCACAAGAGAUGGAAGACUGGGUUAACAAAAUCUCUUUCCACGCAAAACUGCCGCCAAGCCUACAGCUGCUAAGUUACGACGAGUCUCAAAAGCAAGAAAGUUUGGAGAGGCUACAAAACGCGUCGCUAGACCACGCGGAUGACAACGUCUCGACCGGAAGUAGCCACACUUCCACACCCGAGAUGGAGCGCAAGAAUUCUGUGAUCAGGCGCGAUCCUGCGGGGAAUCAGCACUCGCCGAGUUCGGUGCAAAUAGAAUUUCUGCAGAAACACCGGCAGAAUCAACAGCGACGCAACGACGCGCAGAACGCCGAGUUUCUGGCGUCGCAGAGGUCUGAACCGCAAACCCAGACGGAAUUUCUGCAGAUGCACAGACAGCAACAGUUGCUCGCGCAACAGCAACAACAGCAGCUGAUACAACAGGAGCAACUGGCUGCCCAGAGGGACCAAUAUCAACAAAAUUCCGCGAUGCUGGGAACCGACAAGCCACCUAUACCGCCGAGAGGCGCUCCUCCGCCUGUCCCUAUACGAACACCAAGUUCAGAAAAUAUGGUGCAAUACCGACGUAAUGACGCGGAACAUCACUUGCAACAAGGAAGACCUAAUGUCUACCAACAACGUAGCGCGACAUUAAAUCACAAUGGAUCUGGACAGUAUCCGUCGAACGAGGGAUGGCAUCGACAAAGCAGUGUAGAGCUUUCUACACAACAUCAAGAAUUAGCACCCCCUCUGCCAUCGAGCGCCCCUCCGCCGACCAGAAUGUCUCAAUGGAACACUUCUCAUGAUCCUGCAUACGGAAAUGUACCAAUAAACGUUCGACAGGGUAUGCAGCAGCAGAACAAUACAUUCACCGGCAGACCGGCAUCGUUGCCGCCUUAUGUCGCACCGCCAGCGGCUCCUCAAACGUCCCCUAACAUCACAGUAGUGGACGGCAGAAGAGCGUCAGAGAGUGGAUCGGAGAGCGAGCACAGCACCGGCAGUAAUAGGAAAGAUCGCGACUACAAGCGAAGUUCCGUGUUGAGCAACCUGUUCGGAAGACGCAAGAAACCCUCUCAGUCGUAACACCAAUUCAGGUGCUUUCACGAAAUAUGCUUGUAAGCCACGAUCUUAAUGGCCAGUUUAUAUGGGCUGUACUUAAGAUGUGGCACAACGACGAACGAUCUUCCUCAACAUAACAGAGUUCUUCGAGAAUAUCGACAACAAUUUCGACAUUAUCGCACCGGUUUUGUUGAAUAAUCGGUAGAAACUGACUUUAUGAAGAAUGUUUGUAAAAAUUGUAAAUUGAUUAAUCUGCGUAAUCCAUAGAGGAUUAAUAGACAGAUUUUCUUCAUAGAUUAUUAGUAGGAUUACAUUAGAUAAAACAAAUUCGAAAUACAUAUUAAACAAAAUUACAAAUUAAACGAAAUAUCUUUACACAUAAAACAAAAUGUAACUAAAGAAAAUGCACAUAUGCAAAAAUAUGUAUACAGAGUCCAUGUACAUGCAAAGUGCACCUUUGACGACUAUGGCAAUUAAAAACGAUUAAUCAUAUUGAAAAAGGACCAAUAUAUGUGGUUCAGUGAAACCUCGUGUAAAUAUAUCGACUUCAAUUCUGUGACUAUUUCUUAAUACUCAUUAUCAGCCUAUGAUCUAACAAUACUGUUAUACUCGAUGAACUCUGUUAUGAACUCUGUUCUAAUGGUCUAUAAUAAUACCACAACGAACAAUGUUUUGUAAUAUAAAAAAAAUUUACAGUCCUGCAAAAGAGAUAACUUACCAAGUUUAUUUGAAAUGUACCUGACUUUAAGAACGAAGUUCACAAGUAUAGAACUCUUUUUCUUUUUCGGAGAUUAUUUCUUUCCUUUUUCAUUUUUUUUUUUAAGUUAAAAAGUACCAGAGAGACGUUGAAAUACAAAAAGAGUGUAAUAAGUUUAAGUUGUAGAUGUCAUAAUAUAUGUUGAAAAUAUUA
Odontomachus brunneus is the source of this 14159-nucleotide messenger RNA. It is a transcript of the gene kst, whose product is annotated as spectrin beta chain, non-erythrocytic 2. The record is from RefSeq and is a predicted model, not a curated record. Gene Ontology annotation, cellular component: plasma membrane; cell projection; cell junction. Gene Ontology annotation, molecular function: actin filament binding; phospholipid binding. The transcript is spliced from 25 exons. Lineage: Eukaryota; Metazoa; Arthropoda; Insecta; Hymenoptera; Formicidae. Gene Ontology annotation, biological process: actin cytoskeleton organization. Bases 683 to 13273 code for a protein of 4196 amino acids.